AUGAAUACAUUUUCCGUGUGCAUGCUGUUCGCCCUGGCGGCGAUGGCUGUAGCUGAACCACCAUCCGGAUACUCAUACAACAGGCCAUCAGGCGGCGGUGGCUUCAGCGGCGGAUUCAGCGGUGGAUUCGGUGGUGGUUUCGGUGGCAGCGGCGGCGGCCUUAUCGGCGGUGGCCCAUACCACGCCGUCAGCUCUGGAUACCAAACCUCCGAAGGACAACAAGUAGACCCUCUGCUUUUGGAACAGAUCAAACAGAUAUUGUUACGUGAAGAAAGCCAAUCUGGAGGCGGUGGUUUCGGAGGUGGUUUCGGAGGCGGUCACGGAGGUGGCGUCAGCUCAUCCUACGGACCCCCAUCAUCAAGCUACGGAGUCCCACACGGAGGCGGCGGUCGCGUCGUAGGAAUCGACUUCGCCGGAGUGCGACAAGCCGUCCAAGUCGCUCAAUACAACCAACAAUCAUCCGGCGGCGGCGGACACGGAGGUUACCCAAGCGGUCCAUCCAGCUCCUACUCGGCACCUUCCAGGCCGAGCGGAAGCUACGGCGCUCCAUUCUAGACGCCUUCGAACCGCGCGCUAUUGUACCGUCUGCUCAUCGUAUCGUGAUCGCCUAUCCGACAUUAGUUGCAAUAUAACAUCGGCCCAAAAUCUACAGUGACAAACGAAUCGACAGCCACGAACGCCCACCGCAAAGGACGGCAGCUGCUCGGAUGGAGGAUCACGAUACAGGUCUCCUUUCCCAACAUAAAGGGGACCUUAAACAUUGUUAACACGCUAUUUUCGUUGACCUGACAUCUCUA
Molecule: messenger RNA, 797 nt
Organism: Ctenocephalides felis (cat flea)
Lineage: Eukaryota; Metazoa; Arthropoda; Insecta; Siphonaptera; Pulicidae
Product: keratin, type I cytoskeletal 10
Exons: 2
Coding region: 1-555 (184 amino acids)
Source: RefSeq, a predicted model, not a curated record